AUGGGCCCUCCGCCACCGCCCCGGCCGCCCCGGGACCGCCCGGCUCAGCCGCGAGGCCCGAGGGGCGGAGCCGACGGCGCCCGCCCGUGCCUGCCACUCACGCGCCAGGACCCGCCCACAUCCCCCCAACUGCACCUGGCCCCGCCCACCGGCGGAGCAUUCACUUGGCAGAUUCGAGGGGCGGGACCUACAGAAAGCGCCGCGGCAACGCCCCGCAGGGCAGGUCCGGGCGAUGCGCCGGGAGUUUUUAAGUCCCUGGUACCAGACUUGCAACAUCCAAUCUAUGUGAGACGAGACCCCAGCAUCCCUGCCUAUGGACUCCGACAGUCUAUCUUACUGAACACCAGGCUCCAGGACUGCUAUGUGGACUCGCCAGCUCUCACCAACAUCUGGACAACCAGAACAUGUGCUGAGCCGAACACCACUGCCCCCACACCAGGUCCCACCUCUUCUUGGGAAGUUGUAAAGGAGCCAGCAAUUGCCAGUUCCUUCUCCCUGGUGAAACUGGUGCUCAGGCGACAGCUGAAGGAGAAAUGCUGCCCAGUGCCACGCAAGUUUGGAGAUGCAAAACCCUCCAAGAGAUUAAAGCCCAGGGACGAUACAACAAUGAAAACCACCCAGCAGGGCGGAACAAGAAACUCCAUCAGUUCCAAGAGCAAGCAGCCAGCAGGGCAGCAGCCAGGCUUGCUCAGGCGCAGGAAGCUUGCAGGGGGCGUCAACGAGAGUAAAGAGGGUUCAAAGGAGAAAAAAGCGACGGUCUGCCAAGAUCUUGAGAGCAGAUAUGCUGAACAUGUGGCCGCCACCCAAGCGCUACCUCGGGACAUGGGGACAGCGUCCUGGAAGGGCCGAGCCUCGCUUCCCGAAACCAGGAAGAGGCAGCAGUUGUCCGAGGACGCAUUAGUCAUCCAUGGCCUCCCCACUGAGAGCUACCGGGCUCUGUACCAUUCUGUGGUAGAGCCCAUGCUGUGGAAUCCUUCUGGGACCCCCAAGAGGUACAGCCUGGAGCUGGGCAAGGCCAUCAAACAAAAGCUCUGGGGGGCUCUGUGCAGACAGGCUGCCGUCCCCGAAGACGCUCAGGACCCGCUGCCGGGCAGGAAGCGGCUGGAAGACCACGAGGAGCCUGUUGAGGAGGCUGUACCCAAGAAAUAGCUCAAGAGGGAGAAAUAGGAACUGGAGCUCACAGGAUUAGGAUGUUCUCUGCUGGAUGUCUGAAAAAUAAACACCGCUUUGCACCUUCCACAUGAUCUCAGAGCGCUUUACAAAUCAGUGACUACCUUCCCCGGGGCAGGGGGGAAGCAAGCUUGGAUCGGUAGGAGAUUCACUUUAG
Bubalus bubalis (water buffalo) is the source of this 1327-nucleotide messenger RNA. RefSeq names its product chromosome 17 C22orf31 homolog (gene C17H22orf31). Bases 1 to 1149 code for a protein of 382 amino acids. Lineage: Eukaryota; Metazoa; Chordata; Mammalia; Artiodactyla; Bovidae. The record is from RefSeq and is a predicted model, not a curated record. The transcript is spliced from 5 exons.